Molecule: messenger RNA, 487 nt
Organism: Ruditapes philippinarum (Manila clam)
Lineage: Eukaryota; Metazoa; Mollusca; Bivalvia; Venerida; Veneridae
Product: CD109 antigen-like
Exons: 3
Coding region: 95-487 (130 amino acids)
Source: RefSeq, a predicted model, not a curated record
AUGGUAUGCGUCACUGGCACAAAGCCCAGACCAGCUCAUCCAGCCAUAACUAUUGGAGACCGUCUCACUCGCAGGCUAACCAAUCGAUAUCGAGAUGACGUCAUAUGCCCUUCUCGUGCAAGCUGCUAAACAAGACUUCGGUAACGGCAUACCUAUAAUGAAAUGGAUAACUUCACAGAGAAAUUCAAAUGGUGGAUUUGCCUCAACACAGGACACAGUUAUCGGAUUACAAGCAUUAUCAGAGUUUGCUGUAAUGGCAUACUCGGACAAUUUUGAUAUCCAAGCAACAAUAACAGCUGGAACAUUUACACAGCAAAUUCUCCAUCAACAAGCAAAACGCACUUGUUUCCAAAACUGUAGUGAUAAACCUCUCAUUCAUGUGGAACAGGAGAUUGAGGAGAAAUCAUUUGAUGUCACUGUAACAAUGGUUCAAGAAACUGGUCGACUCCUCUCAUCAAAACAUGUGCUACGUAAGUUUAAAUGCUAG